Molecule: messenger RNA, 1053 nt
Organism: Manis pentadactyla (Chinese pangolin)
Lineage: Eukaryota; Metazoa; Chordata; Mammalia; Pholidota; Manidae
Gene: FAM241B
Product: family with sequence similarity 241 member B
Exons: 3
Coding region: 166-528 (120 amino acids)
Cellular component (GO): intracellular membrane-bounded organelle
Source: RefSeq, a predicted model, not a curated record
GCUGGGCUCUAGCUGCGGAGCGCGCUUCCUGUGAGGUCAGGUGGGAGGAAGCGGCCUGGGAACCGCCGGGAGUGGACGCAGGCGAGACACCGGGAGCCGCGCCCGCAGGUUUUUUGAGGUCUGAGGCAAGGUACAGUCCAGCAGGGACCCAUAGCUCCUGCAAGGAUGGUGCGGAUCUUGGCCAAUGGGGAAAUUGUGCAGGACGACGACCCCCGAGUGAGGACCACCAACCCCCCACGCAGUAGCACCCCUAGACAGAGCUUUCUCAAUAGGGGCCAUGGUACCCCCCUGGGGGGUCCUGGCCCCCGUCAGCAGCAGGCGGGAGCUAGGCUGGGUGCUGCUCAGUCCCCCUUCAAUGACCUCAACCGGCAGCUGGUGAACAUGGGCUUCCCACAGUGGCAUCUCGGCAACCAUGCUGUGGAGCCGGUGACGUCCAUCCUGCUCCUCUUCCUUCUCAUGAUGCUCGGCGUGCGUGGACUCUUGCUGGUGGGCCUCGUCUACCUGGUGUCGCACCUGAGUCAGCGGUGACCUCUGGGGGCUGGUGGGCAGGUGUGUGGGAGAGGGAGUUGCUGGGCCUUGGUCUGAGUGCAGGUACAUGGGGAGGGGAUCUAGUGGUGCCUUGGGGGUGUGCUCAGAGAACGUGUUUCCGUGUUGUGUUAGGCAUGAGACAGAGGGAGCCUCUAGUCCAGCAUUCCCAAAGUAUUGGGUAGAUACCUUCAUUCCCUUGAGAUGUUUUUGGGUGCAUUAAGCACAAAGUCAGAGCAAGAAAAGGAUGCCCUUUCCAAUUUUCUUCCAAUCCUUUUAUGGCAAGAAGAAAGUCUCAGCUUGGUGCCAAUAUGUUCUUAUGCCUCUGGUACAUGUGCUGAUGCUGACUUCCCCUGUUACUAGGGAGCAGGCCUGGGGUUAGCGCAGGUGGGAAAAGUUUCCAGACUUUUAUAGCUCCGUUUUGUUUUAAUGGUAUAUUUUUAUUGGCUACCUUUUAUUCUUGACAAGUGGUAUUGGCACUCUACUUACUGUGGUGGAAUUUUCAAUAAAUAAAUUCAAGUAAAGAAA